Molecule: messenger RNA, 360 nt
Organism: Encephalitozoon intestinalis ATCC 50506
Lineage: Eukaryota; Fungi; Microsporidia; Unikaryonidae
Exons: 1
Coding region: 1-360 (119 amino acids)
Source: RefSeq, a predicted model, not a curated record
AUGGAAGAGGGAAGGAAAAGAAAGGCAAAGGACCAAUUGUCGCCAUAUUCCAAUCCGGUUGAGGAGAGUGACCAGCAUAGUGGUGUUGUAGAGCCUCUUCCAUUGAUUCACAAGAAGAGGGCCAAGGCAAGGGUUGGGGAUUCAUCAAUGAUUGCAAACUCCGAAUCUCUGAAAGGGGUGCUGAGUUCUGUGAAUAUCCUAAAGCCGAGGGGAGGAGGCAACGAUAGAAUAAGCGGUCUGAACAGAUGCUUUGUCAAUGCUGUGCAGAAGGUGGUUGAGAAGGAAUCCAACAAGAGUCUUUUGUAUUUAUUUAGGCAAUACGAGAAGUAUUACAGGGAGUUGACGGAAUCGAAUGAUUGA